AUACUCUUUUGGGCUGGCAGUGGAUGUAAGCCAAAAGACUAUAAAGCCAAGCAAGUAGAGGGUUCUUUGGCAUACUGAUCAAUCCAUUGGAGGAUUCAUCGUUCAUUCACCAACCUGGCUACCUAACAUGGCAACGUCCAAACUAAGCGUGAAGCUUUUCAUAGACAAGAAGGGCCGACGGGUGCUGUUUGCUGAAGCAGACAAGGAAUUUGUUGAUUUCCUCUUUACCAUUUUGACUUUGCCGGUUGGAGCUGUGACGAGGCUUCUGAAAGAGGGAGGCGGCAUGGUAGGCUGCUUGCCAAGCCUCCACCGGAGCAUUGAAAAUAUGAGUGAUACUUACAUCCAUCCAAACAAAGACAAACGUUUUUUGCUAGAACCCAAAGUAUUCAUGCCUGGUGCUAAAGUCCCUCUCCUAUUGCCCAACGUUGGCUCCACAUUCCGUCAAUUGUAUAAGUGUUCAAGUUCGAACACAACCGUUCGUUGUUUGCGUGACCUAACUGAUGGCAAUAACACAGAUUGUUUGGGGUGCGCACAGAAAAAGAACACGUUCGCAACAUUCACCGUCACAGACCCGCCCCCAGGCGCAAUAGAGACAUUCUCCACUAGUGAGGAAGGUUACGUGGUAGAAAAGGUUACAUACAUGGUGAUGGAUGAUCUUGACGUGAAGCCCAUGUCUACCUGCACCUCAAUUGUCACUCUGCUGACCCAAUUUAAUAUCAACGAUAUAAGGGUUAUUGAGGAGAAAGUGGUCGAGCUGGGCAUGGAUGAGGGUGUGAAAUUGCUUCAAGCCUCUUUAGAAUCGAAGACUGUAUUCACUGAUAUCUUCCUUCCACCCGAGAUCGGUAAAAUUGAGCCAGAGAUCUCUGAAAUUGAUCACUCAUAUUUAAACACUAUAAAGCCAAGCCAAUUGAGGGCUCUUGCCAUACUGAUCAAUCCAUUCGAAGAUUCAUCAUUCAUUCACCUGCCUAACAUGGCAACGAGUUCAACGACGAAAGUAAGCCUGAAGAUUUUCAUAGACAAGAAAGGCCGACGGGUGCUCUAUGCUGAAGCAGACAAGGAAUUUGUUGAUUUCCUCUUUGGCAUUUUCACUCUGCCGGUCGGAGUUGUCUUCCGGCUUCUGAAAGAGGAAAGUGUCUCGGUAGGCAGUUUGCAAAGCCUUUACCGGAGCAUUGAAAAUAUGAGUGUUACUCACAUCCAACCAGACACAGACAAACGCUUCCUGUUAGAACCCAACGUAUUCAUGCCUGGUGCUAAACCCACUCUCCUAUUGCCAAACGUUGGCUCAACAUUCCGUCAAUUGUAUAAGUGUUCGAGCUCGAACAUCAACAGUGUUUGUUUGACUCCCGUGGCCAAUAACACAAAUUGUUCUACGUGCGGACAUAAAAAGAACGUGUUCGCAAUCAAAGACCCCCCAAGCGCAAUAAGGGCAUUCUCCACUAGUGAAGAAGGUUACGUGAGAGGGACGGUUACGUACAUGGUGACGGAUGAUCUUGAGGUAAAGCCCCUGUCUACCAACUCUCUUGUCACUCUGCUUUCCCAGUUUAGUCUCAACGAUAUAAGGGAUCUUGAGGAGAAAGUGGUCGAUGUUGGUAUGGAUGAGGGUGUGAAAUUGCUUCAAGCUUCUUUGCAAUCCAAGACAAUUUUGACCGACACCUUCCUUCCUGAGAAAUCAUUGAAGUCUAAAAAUGCUGGUAAAGGCAAGUGUAAUGCAAAGGAACACAUAGCGACAGCCGAGACGAGUAUGGAGCUAAAGAUUACUGAUAUGAAAUCUCUCGAAGAUUAUGGAAUGUAGAUGGUCCAUUUGCAAUGUAACUUGUGAUUUGUAUUUUGAAUUCUGUUUUUAUAGUUUACGAUUGUUCUUUUGAUUAUA
This is a messenger RNA of Corylus avellana, 1870 nucleotides long. The record is from RefSeq and is a predicted model, not a curated record. NCBI's taxonomy places the organism in Eukaryota, Viridiplantae, Streptophyta, Magnoliopsida, Fagales, Betulaceae.